Messenger RNA from Exophiala viscosa, 647 nucleotides. RefSeq lists its product as uncharacterized. Bases 110 to 604 code for a protein of 164 amino acids. The record is from RefSeq and is a predicted model, not a curated record. Lineage: Eukaryota; Fungi; Ascomycota; Eurotiomycetes; Chaetothyriales; Herpotrichiellaceae. The transcript has 2 exons.
GUACAGGAUCGGCCUGUACAACGGACGGUUUUUCGGAUCAGCCAUUACUUCGAUAGCGUUGACUCGAUCGAGACCUCGAUGCGAACAAUCGGACGAUAUCUAGACACGCAUGCACCGCCGCUUCUCCCUGCUCCUUGCCCGUCGAGACGCCAUGACCGUCAGACCUUGUCAUCCGCCGCCCUCGUUGUCCUCGUACCCCUCGCACAAUCUUUCGAACAUCGCUUACUCAACCCUCGCCGGGCUUUUUCUCACCAGCUUCCAGUCCGUCCUUCGUCCCUCCUCAUCCACGAUUGUAUACCACGACCGACACAAUUACUGUCAUUCCCCUCCCACCGCGCCCGAGUCACGUCUUCCCCGCUCGCAUCAUCGUUCAAGUGGCCACUUACCCCUUCUCAACCAGCCGCUUUUCACUUUCCCUUUCUCAAUCGCCGUUGUGGCCAUUGGUUUGUACCGCCCUGAUGACGAAGACGUAACAGUCUUUGUUGGCACAGCCGUUGCAGGUUCUUCCAGCUUUGUUGAAUUUCGCUGGAUUAUUCCAACUCGAUAUGUCCGGGUCUCGUCGCGCUUCAAUAUCAGAUGCUUUCUACUGUCCCCAGCCAAGUGACGCCUUUCAUGCCCACGAGCUGAAAAAUGAUGCUUCGCAUCCG